This is a messenger RNA of Lagopus muta (rock ptarmigan), 777 nucleotides long. Its product is annotated as collagen alpha-2(VI) chain-like. The record is from RefSeq and is a predicted model, not a curated record. Bases 1 to 777 code for a protein of 258 amino acids. The transcript has 2 exons. Lineage: Eukaryota; Metazoa; Chordata; Aves; Galliformes; Phasianidae.
AUGACCUUCAUUCACAAAGUAACACCACCAACUUUCCAGCACGAGCUGACCUGCAAAACAGAGAAAAGAAACUGGAAUGACAACCAACACAGAAAUAACACGUUUUCAUAUACACGCCCGGACCCCGGCAGCCGCGGCGGCGGCUCGGACCCCGGACCCCGGCAGCCGCGGCGGCGGCUCGGACCCCGGACCCCGGCAGCCGCGGCGGCGGCUCGGACCCCGGACCCCGGCAGCCGCGGCGGCGGCUCGGACCCCGGACCCCGGCAGCCGCGGCGGCGGCUCGGACCCCGGACCCCGGCAGCCGCGGCGGCGGCUCGGACCCCGGACCUCGGCAGCCGCGGCGGCGGCUCGGACCCCGGACCUCGGCAGCCGCGGCGGCGGCUCGGACCCCGGACCCUGGCAGCCGCGGCGGCGGCUCGGACCCGAGAUCCCGGACCCCGGCGGCCGCGGCGUCGACCCGGACCCGAGAUCCCGGACCCCGGCGGCCGCGGCGUCGACCCGGACCCGAGAUCCCGGACCCCGGCGGCCGCGGCGGCGGCCCGGACCCGAGAUCCCGGACCCCGGCGGCCGCGGCGGCAGCUCGGACCCCGGACCCCGGCCGCAACAUGGGGGCGCUCCCGCAGCCUGGGCCGGCAUGCAUCGCCGCUGAGCGCUGGAGCUCCGGGCAGCACCGAGACGGAACCGCGGCACGAAGGGAGUGGUGCUGAGCACAGCGGAGCCGGAGCCGGGAGGGACGGAGAGCAGUACCGGGACAGGGAAGGAAGCCUUGUAGAGUGA